AUGGGCAAGGUCAAACGACAAGCCCAGAAGCAUUCAAAUCAUCACGACAAUCCUAGAAAAGGGGCCACUAGCAUUUCCCGACGACAACAUAGCCAGAAGCCACCCACAAUUGUGAAAAAGGCUGCAUCCAAGCCCGUUUCUCAUGACAAUCUCCAGGGCCGCCUGAAAGUGCCGUUUACAAAGUUUGACAAUGUGCUACUCGUCGGUGAAGGUGACUUUUCUUUCUCGCUGUCCUUGAAGCAGCAUCAUAAAGUCAACCAGAUCACUGCAACGUGCUAUGACUCUAAGGAGGCUCUAGAGAGCAAGUAUCCCAGUGUAGCCCAGACGGUAAGACGGUUGGCAGGGUCAAGCCACGAAUUUCCAACGAAGGAGAUUCCGGGAGACGACUCUGAUAGCACAAAGGCGGAUGUGCAUGUUGGUGGAGAAGACACAGAAUGGAAUGGUUUCUCACCGCCACCAUUGUCUCCCAGUCCUGCUUCUCCCGGUGACGAAGCCGGAGAGACGACAUCAAAGAUACCGAAAGUGAACCUACUCUACGGUGUUGACGCCACGAAGCUCCUUUCGACACACAAAAAAGCCCUUCGACCCUAUGGCCCCUUCACGAAGAUUGUCUUCAACUUCCCGCAUGUCGGAGGUCUGAGUACAGAUGUCAACAGACAAGUCCGAUAUAACCAGGAACUCCUGGUUGGGUUUCUCAAAGGUGCCAAGGACCUGCUGUCAACCCCUGCUCGCCCUGCGAAGGUGAUAAAGUCAGAAACCUAUGAUGAGGAUGACGAGCUUGACGAAGCUGAAGUCUCUGACAAUGAAACUCGUCGAGAUCCAGGCGCCGUCAGCGGUCAGAUCCUGGUCACCUUGUUUGAAGGGGAGCCCUACACGCUAUGGAACAUUCGUGAUCUAGCCAGACAUUCUGGCUUGAAAGUCAUAGAAAGUUUCAAGUUCCCGUGGUCGGCAUAUCCAGGAUAUCAGCAUGCAAGGACGAUCGGGGACAUCACUACCGGCAAAGAUAGGAGUGAACAAGGGAAGAGAAAAGGAGCAUGGCGCGGGGAGGAGCGAGAUGCCAGAUGCUAUGUGCUGGAGGACAAAGAUGCAGAGACCAGCGGCCAGGCGUCAAAGAAGCGGAAGAGGAGAGACCAUGACAGCGAUGGUGAUGACGGUGACUAG
Molecule: messenger RNA, 1161 nt
Organism: Exophiala spinifera
Lineage: Eukaryota; Fungi; Ascomycota; Eurotiomycetes; Chaetothyriales; Herpotrichiellaceae
Exons: 2
Coding region: 1-1161 (386 amino acids)
Biological process (GO): rRNA base methylation
Cellular component (GO): cytoplasm
Molecular function (GO): rRNA (uridine-N3-)-methyltransferase activity
Source: RefSeq, a predicted model, not a curated record